AUGGGAAUUGGUGCAGUGCUUGAACCGCUAGUUGUAAUUGUUCUCUUAUUUGGAGGAACAUGGAUCAAUCGUGUGGUGAACCCCUCGCGACAGUAUUCUCGGAAACCCGCGGAUCUUCGACGAGCUGCCUCGUCUGAUUCUCUAGAGUCUGGAUACUCGAGUCCCUCAACAAAAGAUGGGUUGCUUGGCUCUCGAUCCCACUCACCGUUGCCAGAUGAUGCAUGGCAUAAACGACAAGUGGGAUUGUUGUGGUUCAAGUUCGAGGUCACAUCACCUAAUACCAUCGUCUUUCAAGACCGCCUCCUGAGUCGUUUGUUGCGGAAGUUUCCUUUCCUGGUGGAGUGUUGGUAUUGGGCGUUAGUUUACUGGACAUACCAGCUCGGUCGUGCUUUUACCGCCGUGACUCUGAAAGAUGACACCGUCGACGUUGCCAGAAAACAUGCAUUACAGUUAAUCAACAUCGAGGCCAAAAUGGGUAUCUUCUGGGAGACCAUGAUCCAAAGAAGCUUCCUUCAACAUACCACAAGAAUGAUGUGGAUCAACUGGAUAUAUUCAUUCAUUCACAUCCCCGGUACAAUCGCGUUCCUCGUCUGGCUCUACUACUAUACCACUGUGCGCAACCGGGUCGACGAGACCCAGCCGGGGAAACCAAAGGGUGUUGUGAGCGGAUCGCCCGCUGGUCCUCUUCUAUAUCAGGCUCGUCGGCGGACAUUGGCUGUGUGCAACCUUCUUGCAUUCGUGGUCUUCACCCUGUGGCCAUGCAUGCCACCCCGGCUAUUGAGUGAUCCGGCUGCGGAGGGUCAGGAUGCAGAAUUGGGUCGCAGUUAUGGGUUUAUUGAUACCGUUCAUGGCGAGAGUGGAGCGGGUAGCGUAUGGACCGAGAACCGCUUCUGCAAUCAGUACGCGGCAAUGCCUUCAUUGCAUUUCGGUUAUUCCCUUAUGAUUGGUCUGACAAUCAUGACAAUCCCUUUGACACCGCAACAUAAACGCACCGUCCUCCGAUCUCGCCUGACCCGGUCCUUACGUCUGACUCUCCCCUCGUGGCGCCGUCUUGUAUGCCUCGCACUCGGUUUCCUCUAUCCGUUCACCAUUCUGGUCGCCAUCGUUGCCACUGCCAACCAUUUCAUUCUCGAUGCGGUUGCCGGAGCCCUCGUGUGCGCUCUAGGCUGGUACUUUAAUGCUGUGCUGCUCAACCUUCUGCCUCUGGAAGAUUACUUUCUUUGCCUUGUCCGCAUCCACAAGCCCGAGCCGUCCCUCAUGGACAUCCCCGGCGAGAGUCGCACUCCGAGUGAGAGCGGGUCGGAGUCUGGAACCCUAUAA
This is a messenger RNA of Penicillium soppii, 1320 nucleotides long. Its product is annotated as phosphatase PAP2 family protein. Gene Ontology annotation, molecular function: inositol phosphoceramide synthase activity. Lineage: Eukaryota; Fungi; Ascomycota; Eurotiomycetes; Eurotiales; Aspergillaceae. The coding region runs from base 1 to 1320 and encodes 439 amino acids. Gene Ontology annotation, cellular component: inositol phosphoceramide synthase complex. Gene Ontology annotation, biological process: inositol phosphoceramide metabolic process; sphingolipid biosynthetic process. The transcript has 3 exons. The record is from RefSeq and is a predicted model, not a curated record.